This is a messenger RNA of Bombus impatiens (common eastern bumble bee), 822 nucleotides long. RefSeq names its product ATP synthase subunit C lysine N-methyltransferase. Gene Ontology annotation, cellular component: mitochondrion. Gene Ontology annotation, molecular function: protein-lysine N-methyltransferase activity. Gene Ontology annotation, biological process: regulation of mitochondrial ATP synthesis coupled proton transport; peptidyl-lysine trimethylation; positive regulation of proton-transporting ATP synthase activity, rotational mechanism. NCBI's taxonomy places the organism in Eukaryota, Metazoa, Arthropoda, Insecta, Hymenoptera, Apidae. The transcript has 5 exons. The record is from RefSeq and is a predicted model, not a curated record. The coding region runs from base 94 to 717 and encodes 207 amino acids.
UAUUUCACUGCAUGUUACAAACUGCACUGUUUGUGUAUGUUAUAAAGUAAAUAAAGAAUUUUUAUAUUGCUGACAACUAUACAAGUAUACAAAAUGUCAGAGAUUAAUGAAAUAAAUGACAUAAUUAAUAAUAUCAAUCCAUCACAAAAAAUACCGCAAAAGGCAUCGAAACUUGGCUUGUAUCUUAUUGGAAUAACAGGAGGCAUUGCGACAGCUAUUAGUGUGAUAUGUAUUCCAUUUGUGAGUCCUGCCUUUCGCAAAAUAUGUUUGCCUUAUGUACCAGCUACGUCUCAGCAAAUAAGAAAUGUAUUGCAAGCUUUAGAAGGACGUACUGGUUCUUUGAUUGAUCUUGGAAGUGGUGAUGGGCGUAUAGUCUUUGCGACAGCAAAAGCAGGAUUUAAAGCCCAUGGAAUUGAAUUAAAUCCUUGGUUAGUAUGGUACUCUAGACUAAAAGCUUUAAUCACAAGUUCAUCUUUACAGACAAAAUUUAUAAAACAGAAUUUAUGGAAUUAUAACUUAAAAAAGUAUGAUAAUGUUGUGUUAUUUGGUGUCGAUCAAAUGAUGAAAGAUGUUGAAAUGAAGUUUAUUAAAGAGCUACAAGAAGAUGCUGUUAUAAUUGCUUGUAGGUUUCCACUUCCUACUAUAAGUGAAAUAAAAACAAUUGGUGAAGGUGUUGAUACAGUUUGGAUAUAUAAGAUUUCAAAAAGUUUAAAAUAGUAUAAUUAGAUAUGAAUUUCAAAAUAUUUAUAAACAUUGUAAAUAUUGCGUAAUUAUAAAUAAAUUACUCUGUAUAAAUCAUGAUACAUAUCAUAAGUAGAUAAU